This is a messenger RNA of Leucoraja erinaceus (little skate), 7564 nucleotides long. RefSeq names its product protein SSUH2 homolog. The transcript has 12 exons. NCBI's taxonomy places the organism in Eukaryota, Metazoa, Chordata, Chondrichthyes, Rajiformes, Rajidae. The record is from RefSeq and is a predicted model, not a curated record. Bases 1986 to 3242 code for a protein of 418 amino acids.
GUGAAAAUAUUUUGUUUGAGUGGUAUCCAGUCAAAGAAAAGACUAUACAUGAUUAUAAUCAAGCAGUCCAAAGUGUACAGAUAAAUAUAGAGGGUACAACAUUUAGUGCUAGAUGAAGUCUGAUUAAAGAUAGUUCAACGGUCUCCAAUGAGGUAGAUGAAAGGUCAGGAUCAGAUCUUAGCUGAUGAGGUGACCAUUCAGUUGCCUGAUUACAGCUGGUAGGUAGGCCACAGGUUAGAUUGGUCAUGUUAGGCCUCACAGGUCAGGUGCUCGUGGGUCCCGGAGUGACUCCGGGAGGUUGUUUGGCCCCAGUUAUCAGAGAAUUACCAAAUCUGAGAUGAGAUUAAAGACAGCAUGGUUAGUGUAAGAAAUGUUGAAAUAAAGAUUUCAAAGAGUGGAAUCAUUGUAAUGAUGAUGGCAGAUCCUCUUCUGGGACCAAGUCAAGUCAAGUUUAUUCGUCACAUACACAUACGAGAUGUGCAGUGAAAUGAAAAGUGGCAAUGCUCGCGGGCGUUGUGCAAAAUGACAAACAAACAAACAACCAAACAAACUACAAACAGAAACACAUAUUCUUUUACAUAUUAAAUAUUGUGGGCGGAAGGAAAAAGGUUCAGUAAAGUUAAUCCCUGGUGAGACAGGAGUUUACAGUCCGAAUGGCCUCUGGGAAGAAACUCCUUCUCAACCUCUCCGUUCUCACAGCAUGGCAACGGAGGCGUUUACCUGACCGUAGCAGCUGGAACAGUCCGUUGCAGGAGUGGAAGGGGUCUCCCAUGAUUUUAUUGGCUCUGGAGUUGCACCUCCUGAUGUAUAGUUCCUGCAGGGGGGCGAGUGGAGUUCCCAUAGUGCGUUCGGCAGAACGCACUACUCUCUGCAGAGCCUUCUUGUCCUGGGCAGAGCAAUUCCCAAACCAGAUGGUUUGACCAGCAUGCAAAGACCAGCUCAGCUGCCAUCUUGGUUUCCAGUUGGAUCCAUUCAUACUUGGAGAGUGCGAUUGGGGCAGAGAAUAAACUGACAGAUGGCUGGAAGCUCUGAAUCAUCUGCACAUUGAACAGUGGUGCUCUGCAAAGUGAUCACCCAGCCUGUGUUUGUUUAUUUCUAAAUGUAAAGGAACACCGGUUCACAAAAUUGGAAGGAGUGCAAGUGGAUCUGCUUCAUGUUGAUGAGUAGUCUGGGUCACUGGCUGAUGAAGAAAGGCUAGGAGUUGCAUCUCCUGCAGUUGCAUCGUAGAGUAUGAUGGAAAUGGGGUAGUUGACAGAAGAGCCGACAAGGGAGUCGCAAGGUGGAAGUCUUAUCAGCCAAUGUUGGAAGCACAGGGGACAAUGUGUCUUCGAUAGAAGCUCAUUGGUUGAGAUGAAAAUUGACAGAGGAUGAUCUAUUGAAUGUGGGAAGUGCUGAGGUGUAGGGACAGGCACAGAGAACACCAUCCUUGCUUGAACCAGGAGGAGAGGAUUGAGAGCAGAGGUGUGUGGACUGUGGUUGAGAGCCUGGUCCACUAUGAGAGAAGAGCAUAGUUAAGGAAAAGGUGAGACGUCUUGAAGCCAUUAGUGUGGCAAAUCCAUCAUCACAGAGAUGGAGAAACUGGAUGGAUGGAUUGGGGUCCUCAAUAGAAACGGGGUGUGAGGAGGUGUAAAAAUAUCUGAAGGAAUCUGUCGGCUUCAAAAGAAUAAUGUACCCAUCUCUGCCCUCGUUUAUCCCUUUCCCCGAUUCACCCCAUGCGCUGAUUUACCCUCACUGCCCCAUUUCAUUUACACACACCGAUCACGUGCCAUAUACCUACUUAUGCCCUAUCUAUUGUGAACACGCCACCCCCUCCCGUUCUCUCGUGACUGCUGCCCUGUGUUGGUGGCCUGGCCUUCCCCCUCCCCUUCCCCACCUCGCCAGCCUUCUCUCCCUCGAAUUUCUGUUCCCCCGAAGAGCUGACUGAUCCGUGUGCUCGCGUCAGACCCAAGAAUGCAAUGUGGAGCUAAGACCAGCUCUGUGGAGUCAUGUGCUUUCAUUUCUUGGAAGCAACUGGUGUAAACCGUGAAGACUUGGCAGGAGUCCACAUCUCAUGGGCUGAAGCUGCCGAAUUCUUAAACCAGCUUCCUGUGUGGGAGAUCAGUGUUGUGCGCGAUACAUGUUAUCGUACUUUCCCAAUGGAUCCCGUUCAUUCUCAAACUGAUGGGCCAGAGGACCUGGAGGAUGAGGAAGGCCCAACAGCGCCUCCCAUUGGAAUGCUGGACCAGGUGACGGGCUAUGAGGGGACUGUUGCCGGUGGAGGUGGAAAUUACAUUUGUCCACCAACUUACCCAUCCGACAAGAGGGAGCAAGCACAACCCCAACUGGAGUGGAGAAUUCCGUCCAUUACCGAAGAUGCAGCGAGAGAGGCGUUGAUGCAGUUCGCCACUGCUCAUUGCUGUUACAGCCGCAGUCCCGCCAGAAACAUGGUAUUUCAGGACCUCACGCCCUUCAACAUGUACAGGUACCGUCUCGAGACCUUCACCGAAUCCCGGCUAACUGAAUGGACUCAUGUACCCUUUACUGGACAAUCUGUUGACAACAGUGCCUGUGGAACCCCUCCCCUUCCGUGGGACAUCACCAUUGAGGUACCCCCCAUGUUUCAGGACUUCACGAAGAAAGUCCCAGUUCCUCAUACUGCAGCUGCCAAGCGAUGCCACAAGUGCAAGGGCAGAGGGAAGUACCGGUGUUCACAGUGUGCUGGAAAAGGAAAGCUGAAGUGCCUGUCAUGUGGAGGGCGGGGGCUGUCACAUGGAAACAAGCGGUGCAUCCAAUGUGGAGGCAGCGGAUCAAAACGGUGCGGCCCUUGUCUCGGCCGAGGCACUCGAUCUUGUCAUGUUUGCAAAACUAGUGGCCAGCUGCUCUUCUACAUUCAGCUGACAAUAAAAUGGACCAAUAAUAUCUUUGAACAGGUAGCUGACCAACAAAUUGGACUUCCUGUGACACUCUUUAGUAAUGUAACGGGACAGAAUGUCUUCACCGAUGAAAACUACCAGGUCUAUCCGAUAAUUAGUUUUCCAGACACUCUAAUUGAUCACAUCUCCCAUCAAGGGGUUCAAGAACAUCGGGACAAGUUUGGAAGAACAAUGUGUAUUCUCCAACAGCGGCAGACAAUCGAACUAAUUCCGGUGACCAAAGUGCAGGUCCAAUGGAAAGGACAAGAGCACAUUUACUUUGUAUAUGGCACAGAAAGCAAUGUCCAUGCACCAGACUACCCCGGCAAGUGCCACUGCAACAUUCUUUGAUUCCUUACCUUCUGUGUCUUUUCAUGGAUGAUCAAUGGUGGUUUGUUCAACCUCUGGGAGAAUGGGGAUAGGCGGGAGAGGUCUCAUGAUGUUACGUAGAAGAACGAGAUAUUCUGUAUUUCAACAUUGCGUUCCUUCCCCUCCAUCAACCCCGAAAUUCCUUAAACAUCUCAUUGCUGUUUAAGGUCUUGGUCAUUUGACUGCAGCUUUUGCCUACAACACAACUGCUGACCUUCACCAUACUUGCACCUAAACCAUUUUGAGAGGUGGGCUGAAGCUUCAUAUAAAUGUACAUUUAGAAUUUGCUGCCUCCCAAAAACAUUCAGUUUCACUGUUCACAUUUAAAAUCCAUUGGAAAAAUGAAAUCACUGCCAAUUCUGUUGCUGUAACUGGACAAAUUAGCAAAGUUACUGGAUCAAUCAACAGUUUCAGCGGUCAUUGAGAUGUCCUAUUGGCCUUGAUGCACUGUUUUAGACAGUGGAUGAAUUAAUCAGGGUUUUUCAUAUUCAUUCACAACCCAAUCCCUUACCGAUUUUCCACCACUCUACCCCACGGAAAUGUGUUCACAUCAGGGUACAGUUCUUCUAGCACUAGUUGCAAUUUAUUUUACACAAGUGUUGAGUUUUGAGCAUUGGUGUCAUGGUUGCCAAUUAUUACCCAGCCCUCAAUGCCCUUGUAAAGAUGAUGCCAAGCAUGGUCAAACUGUCUCCUGAUAGGUUCGCAACUAUGCCCAGUAGAAUUCUACAGUAGAAAACUGGAUGGAGAGUCAACACUCAGCUAUUGGUGAUAGACACAAAAUCCUGGAGUAACUUAACAGGUCAGGCAGCAUCUCUGGAGAAAACGAAUAGGUAACAUUUCAGGUCUGGUCCCUUCUUCAGACUGAUUAUAGUUGGGGAAUAAGGGAAACAUGGAAGAAACUGGAAGCAAGGCAGAAAAAAAACAGACCAUAUCAGGCCAGCAACAGAUGACCUCAGGCAGAGGUUUCCUGAUAGGCCAAUUGCUGACUGGAGAGUAUGAGCCCAAGAGGGAUAUAUUGUUGCGAACUGGUUAACUGACUUUGAAUGGAGGGAGGAGGAAGAAGAGAGAGAGGAUGGGGAGGGAGGUGAAUGUAGAAGUUACCUAAGAUUAGAGAAUUCAACAUUCUCCGCUGGGUUAUAAGCUAGCCAAGCAAAAUAAUAGGUGCUGUUCCUCCAAUUUGCGUGUGGCCUCACUGGCAAUGGAGAAAGCCCAGGAUAAAGGUCAGUGUGGGAAUGGGAAGGGAAGUUAAAGUGGUCAGCAACUGCAAGAUCCAGUAGGCCUUGACGGACUGCGUGUAUUCAACGAAACCGUCACCGAGCCUACACUUUAUCUUGCCAUUGUACAGUAACCCACAUCAGGAACACUGGAUGCAGUAGACGAGGUUAGAGGAGGUGUAUGUGAAACUCUGAAAGGACUGUUAGGUUCCCUGGAUAGAGUCGUGGGUAGAGGCUUUAGGACAGAUGUUGCACAACCUGCAGUUGCAGGGGAACGUACCUGGGAAGGGGAUGGUUUGGGUGGGAAGGGCUGAGUGAACCAAGGAGUUGCGGAGGUAGCGGUCUCUGUGGAAGGCGGAAAGGUGUGGACGUGGGAAGAUGUGACUAGUGGUGGGGUCACGUUGGUGCCGAUAGAAAUGUCAGAGGACAAUGUUUUGGAUACGGAGGCUGGUGUGGUGAAAGGUGAGGACCUGGGGAACUCUCUCCUUGUUGUACCUGGGGGGAGAGAGGGAGAGAGCGAGAGUAGGACUCCGGGACACAGAAGAGAAUAGGGUGAGGGAUUCAUCUAUGACAGUCAGGGGGAAUUCACAUUCAUUAAAGUAUGAGGACAUCUUAGAUGUCUUCGUAUAGAAAGCAUCUUGGGAGGAGAUGUGGCGGACACGUAGGAAUUGAGAGUAGGGGAUAGUGUCUUUGCAAGAAGCAAGUGUAGUCAAGACAUCUGUGAGUCGGUAGGUUUAUAGUAGACAGCAGUCGAUAGUCUGUCUCUUGUGAUGGAGACAGAGAGAUCAAGAAAGGGAGAGAGGUGCUAGAGAUAGUACAGGCAGGGUGGAGGUUAGUGGUGAAGGUAAUGAAGUCUAUGAGUUCUGCACGGGUGCAGGAGGCAGCCCCGAUGCAGUCGUUGAUGUAGUGGAGAAAGAGUUAGGGGAUGGGGGCAGUGUACGCCUGGACUGUUUGACGUAACCAACAAAAAGGCAAGCAUAGCUGUGAGUGCCCAUGGUUACACCCUUAACUUGGAGCUAGUGGGAGGAGUCAAAGAAGAAGUUGUUGAGAGUGAGGACACAUUCCACUAGGCGGAGGAGAGUGUUACAGAGGGAAAUUGGGUGGGUCACUGUUCAAGAAAAAAACAGAGGGUGUUGCAACCUUCAUGGUGCGGGGUGGAGGUGUCGAGGGACUGGACGUCCAUGGUAAAGAUGAGUGACUGCGGCCAAAAAACUAAGUUUUGAAAGAGUUGAAGGGCGUGUCAGGUGUCUUGGAUGUAGGUGGAUUGGACAAGGGGGAUAAGGUAGAAUCAAGGUAUGUGGAUAUGAGUUCUGUGGGACAGGCGGAGACAAUGGGUUUCCCCAGGGCAGGUUUGUUUGUGCAUUAUUUGUUUUUUGGGGGGGGGGGGGGGUAAAAAGGGGCAGUGCAGGGCUGUGGAGGGCAGAUUGCCAGAGGUGUUGAAAUUAAAGACAGUUUGGGAGGUAAUGGCCUGGUGCCAGUGACUGUAGCCACAGCUACUGGUUCUCCUCUGAUGCCCUAGGUUCUCCCAACGGGAGUUGCAGUACUCGUAUCUGGCAGAGUGAUGGACAGUUACGCAUAUGAGAAGGACAUCUGAAACAGACUCGUACCAUUUCUCAACCAUUAUCGUUCCUGCCCAACAUCACCUCGCCUUGCAUAAAGCAGCACUCAUCCACCUGACAAAGCUUCCAAAGGGAAUGGUAACCCCUGUGUCUGACUCAAUGCAACAUUCAGAUCUCUACCCCCAUAAUGGAGAUCUCAAAAGGGCAUCUAAUGAUCUGUGGUAGUAGAGGCCUGCAUGUGACUCAGUCUGCAUCAGCAGUGAGCUUUCGAGGUUCAUGACCUGAAAGGAUAAAUACAGAUCUAUGCAUCAUGAAGCCAACCAGCAACCUGGUGUGGAAAUGUUGAGGAACCCAGUGGUUUACUGAUGGCGAACGCGACCUGGCACCACCAAAGGACUACUGGUAAUUGCAAACCCAUAUCUCAGCCGGAGCCAGCAUGGUCAUUUGAGAAGGGAGUGAGAAAGAAAAAAAUGAUUCACACAUUAUUCAAAACAUUUUUUGAUAUAUGUAAAAUACAAACAUUGUAUAUACAAGUCUGUAGGAUAAGUAAAAGAUGUAGAUAUUCUACACACGAACCAUUGAAUACAAUUAUGAAUGUGUUAUCUGCAAUGAAGGAAAAAAUCAAUCUGUUUAAUAUACAUGCUGAUAAUAUAAUACAUGUAAAUAUUUAUUGUAAUGGAAUAUGCAUUUUUAUCAAUUUUAUAUAAAACAGUAUUUGAACAUUAUAAAUGUUAAUUCAUAGAUACUUAGAUACAUAGAAAAUAGGUGCAGGAGGAGGCCAUUCGGCCCUUCAAACCAGCACCGCCGUUCAUUGUGAUCAUGGCUGAUCGUCCCCAAUCAAUAACCCGUGCCUGCCUUCUCCCCACAUCCCUUGAUUCCACUAGCCCCUAGAGCUCUAUCUAACUCUCUCUUAAAUCCAUCCAGUGAUUUGGCCUUCACUGCCGUCUGUGGCAGGGAAUUCCACAAAUUCACCAUGGUCUGGGUGAAAAUGUUUUUCUCACCUCAGUCUUAAAUGGCCUCCCCUUUAUUCUAAGACUGUGGCCCCUGGUUCUGGACUCACCCAACAUUGGGAACAUUUUCCCCGCAUCUAGCUUGUCCAGUCCUUUUAUAAUUUUAUAUGUUUCUAUAAGAUCACCCCUCAUCCUUCUAAACUCCAGUGAAUACAAGCCUAGUCUUUUCAAUCUUUUCUCAUAUGACAGUCCUGCCAUCCCAGGGAUCAAUCUCGUGAAUCUAUGCUGCACUGCCUCAAUCACAAGGAUGCCCUACUUCAAAUUAGGAAACCAAAACUGCACACAAUACUCCAGAUGUGGUCUUACCAGAGCCCUAUACAACUGCAGAAGAACCUCUUUACUCCUAUACUGAAAUCCUCUUGUUAUGAAGGCCAACAUUCCAUUAGCUUUCUUCACUGCCUGCUGUACCUGCACGCCAACUUUCAGUGACUGGUGUACAAGGAUACCCAGGUCUCGCUGCACCUUCCCCUUACCUAACCUAACCCCAUUGAGAUAAUAAUCUGCCCCCUUGUUUUUACUGC